Clonostachys solani is the source of this 804-nucleotide messenger RNA. The record is from the annotation of a GenBank genome assembly. Lineage: Eukaryota; Fungi; Ascomycota; Sordariomycetes; Hypocreales; Bionectriaceae.
AUGACCCCUUUUAAGACCCAGCUAUCCGGAGCCCACGUCCUUGUGACAGGUGGAAAUAAAGGUAUUGGGAGGGUUAUUGUCGAAUCCUUUCUUGCCGAAGGCGCCAACGUUUCUUAUUGUUCACGAUCCGCUAGCGAAGAUGAUUUCGCCGCCUUCCACGGUGCAAUUGAAGGCGCCAAGGUAUUGGGAACAAAAGUAGAUGUCGGAAAUCAAGAAGAAGCCCGGGCCUGGGUAGAAAGUUCUGCGGAAAAGUAUGGAAGAAUCGACGUGGUAGUUGCCAACGCGUAUGCCAUUUUCCCUUCGUCUUCUAUUGAUGACUGGCAGCAAAGCUUGGAAGGAAACGUCAUUGGGCUCGUCACACUAAUCGAGACGGCGACCCCCCAUCUUGUCGCACGUGAAGGAACUGGCUCCCUGAUUGUUUUGAGCUCUGUUGCUGGGUUCGAGCUCCGUUCAUCUAACCCUACAGGUCCACAGUCAGUGGUAAAGCGUUCACAGGCAAUAAUCGCCAAAAGCUAUUCCAAGGUGCUUGGGCAGAAGGGAGUGCGUGUCAAUACUGUGACCCCUGGGCUUGUGGAAACGCCAAACCUCGUUCGAGCGGAUGGCACCGAACAGCUUAGUUCUUAUCAGUUAGGAAAAAAGUUAAAGCCGGAAUUCAUGCGCAGCAUCUUAGAUCAAGUCCCUUUGGGAAGACCAGGACAGCCGCAAGAGGUAGCCAAUGCCGUGGUAUUCCUCGCGAGUGCUCUUUCUGGCUACAUUAAUGGGGCAAACCUGCUGGUUGACGGGGGAUUCACAGUCACUCUAUAA